AUGGGAUUCACAGCUGCUGAAUCAGGACUAUGGCCUCAAGAGUGGUAUGCGGGCGUAAAAGAGAUAGCCGUUAAGUCACCUUUCCUAGUCUCGCAAACGUCCCUGAGAUCGGAAAUGCGCGAGCUCCAAUACACAUCGGCGGUGCGCAACGAUUCUGUGUCUAUAAACGAGUUGCAAGAGUUAAAGACGCAGAUUUUGAAUUUGUUGGAGCACCCUGCAGACGUCACAGUUAUAGUGAACAAGCUGACGUUUGCUCCGUGCAUGUAUUUGCUUAGCGUUUAUUGGCUGGAGACGUUAAGGGUAUCCAACUCUCCGGAACCAAGUUUGCAACCGAUUAUAGAGUAUUUAAGUGAUACAGCUCUACAGAAAGACAAGAGUGGCAUGUGGCUAUGUGUUGCUUGCGUCGGUGAUAAAGUGUUUCAGAAAUUUCUAGACGUUAUGUCGCAAAAAGUCAAGGACGAAUCACGGGAACGCGAAUUGGAAAGUCACGCUCAAUUCCUGUUGGUGAAUUUCAAUCACAUUCACAAACAGAUACGGAGGGUAGCUGAUAAAUGGCUGGCGGGCUUGGUGGAUCGGUUUCCGCACUUAUUGUGGAAUUGUAGGGUAUUGUGGUCGAUGUUGGAUAUUCUUCAAGUGCUAAGCUUCAGUUUGGAAUUGGAUGCGAACCAAGAAACUCCUCUACUCAAAGUACCAGGAACAGACUUUACACUGCAGCUUCAAGACACGCUGGAAGGCAGAGAGAGCAUAGUCAAAGAUUUCGCUGAUCGGUGUCACGGGAUAGUGCAAGAGGCAAUGAAAUGGGCCCCACAGUCUACAAGAUCUCACUUGCAAGAAUAUCUCAAUCAGGUCCCAAAUUCAACCUUAUGGCAUCAUUGCGGUCUAGCUUUGGCUACUGGAGCUUUGUUAGGCGCCGCUGGUUUAAAUAGAAUGUCAGCUCCUUUGCCUCAGUCGGCGCUGAAUAAACGGCCUUCAUGUGUGACACAAGACUCGGCCGCUCUAUUGGCUGUGGUGUCUCAACGAAGCAGAUAUGCUGGCGAGGUAUGA
Molecule: messenger RNA, 1044 nt
Organism: Diatraea saccharalis (sugarcane borer)
Lineage: Eukaryota; Metazoa; Arthropoda; Insecta; Lepidoptera; Crambidae
Source: the annotation of a GenBank genome assembly